UGGAAGACGAGUGUUUAGGAGAAGAUAUAUGACGAUGUAAUGCUUUGAGUAGUCAUGUUUGUUCUUAGAACUUCUGUAGUAAAUAAACAUUAUUCACAUCAAACUCUGAAGACUUGCUUGAAGACUCUUUCUUGAGAACUUUUGUAAGGCUCCUUUGAUGCAGAAUUGAUUUUUGACUGCAUGUUUGACAAAGCUGCCUGAUCAUCACUGGCCCUUAUCAGGUAGGCUGAGUCACAACCAGACGACUAGAGGACUUAACCGAUCUGCACAACUUCAGCAGGAACAAACAUGGCCUCAGAUACCAUGACGGUGGCGGCUCUUAGUCGACCUUUCACUCUCGGGAUGUUCUACAAUGCUGUGAAAGACGAACUGAUUCCAGGUCUCACACUAUGGGAUGCCAAAACUCUAAAAGACAACACAGGUGAGAACUCUCAGCACAGCAGUGACUUUCAGAUUUCUACCUCCGACACCACUCAGUCCAAGUCCUCUCUGCUGAAUAUUGAGGCUUCUUUGAAAGCCAGUUUCUUGGCUGGACUGGUGGAAGUCGAAGGAUCCGCCAAGUAUCUGAACGAUCAGAAGAGGUUCAAGAAUCAGAGCAGAGUGACUUUUCAGUACCAUGCCACCACCAACUUCAAACAACUGAACAUGGCUGACCUCGGCACUCUGGACAAAGAGCAGCAAAGUAUUAUUAAGAGAAGCUCGGCCACACAUGUGGUCACCGGCAUCCUUUAUGGGGCGAAUGCUUUCUUUGUAUUUGACAGCGAGAAGGUAGAAGCUGAUAGCGUUCAGGAAAUGGAGGGCAGCAUGCGGGCUUUGAUAAAGAAGAUUCCUGCUUUUGAUGUUGAGGGGAAAGUUGACUUGAAGCUGACUGAUGAAGAAAAAGCCCUGACUCAGAAAUUCUCUUGUAAAUUCUACGGAGACUUCAUCCUUGAAAGCAACCCUUCAACCUUCGAAGAGGCGGUGAACGCUUAUGUAGGACUGCCAAAGCUGCUGGGAGAAGAAGGGGAAAACUCUGUUCCACUUAAGGUCUGGCUGGUGCCGCUGAAGUAUUUGGAUCCUGAAGUUCCUGAGCUGAUAAACGAGAUCAGCAUCGGGUUGGUGAUUGAAAUUGAAGAUGUCCUGGAUGACCUGAGGCGGAUGGAAGCCAGAUGCAAUGAUUCCCUGGUCGAGGGAGUGGUGGGGGAUUUUCCAUGUCUUCAAGAAGUGUUGACACGUUUCCAAAAGCUGUGCAGUUAUUACAGAGCUGAUCUCCAGAAGACCAUGGUGAAGAUCCUACCAUCCAUCCGCGAAGGCAAAGAGGACGAGAGCUCGCUGAGACGAAUCAUUGAGGAGAGAGAAAAAUCACCGUUCAGUCAUGAAAAACUAAGCAAGUGGCUGGACUGCAAAGAGAGGGAGGUCAAUGUAGUCUGGGCUUGUGUGGAGAUAAUACCAGACAUAAAGUUUGUCGCAAAUCAGACAGAGCUGGAAAGAGAGGUUCUCGCACCUUUGGCAGUUUUCAGUUUCUGCUUCAUUUUCACCUCUCUGGAAACUGCUGACCCCUGCCUGGACAACAUGAGAAACUACCUGGAUGGAGAGAAGUCAGGAAGCUCAGAGCCGACGUACAUCUCAGAUGAUGUUCUGAACCAAAUGACAGACAAGGCUUAUACUUUCAAAAAGGUUGAAAAUGAUCUUAAAGGUCCGAAGGUUAAAUUCUUUGUAGCAGCCAUCUUAAACAAGAAGUUCCCAGGAGCAUCCGUCUACGAAUACAUUGGGGGCAACCUGGUCGAUGAAAACUAUCAGCCUCAUUAGACCAGUAGUUUAUCUUUUUGAGCAAACGUUGAGUCAUUUAGGACACAAUCACAGUCCUAAUGUUGAACCAAUUUGGAACAAAAUUUCUCUUUUUGGACAGUUUUUGUCCUAAUUCAGAAACAAUUUUUUUUUUAGUUGUUUUGAACGAAUUCUGAGUCAAUUUCAACAAGCUAUGAGUCAUUUUGGACACUUGAAGGAGUUCCCAGAGAUAUUGAGCACUUGUUGGCACCUUUACCUUCGCUCUGCGGUCCAUCUCAUCCCAAACCAUCUGGACUGGGUUUAAGUCAAGUGACUGUGGAGGCCAGGUCAUCUGACGCAGCACUCCAUCACUCUCCUUCUUGGUCAAAUAGUCCCUCCACAGACUGGAGGUGUGUGGGGUCAUUGUCCUGUUGAAAAAUAAAUGGUGGUCCAACUAAAUGCAAAGCAUUAUGGGAUGGCAGGAUGCUGUGGUUGCCAUGCUGGUUCAGCAAGCCUUCAAUUUGGAAUAAAUCCCCAACAGUGUCACCAGCAAAGUGCCAUCACACCUCCUCCUCCAUGCUUCAAGGUGGGAAUCAUGCAUGUAGAGACCAUCCGUUCACCUUUACUACGUCGCACAAAGACACAGCGGGUGGUACCAAAGAUCUCAAAUUUUGACUCAUCAGACCAAAGCACAAAUUUCCACUAGUCUAAUGUCCAUUCCUUGUGUUUCUUGACCCAAACUAAUCUCUUCUGCUUGUUGCUUUUCCUUAGUAGUGGUUUCUUAGCAGCUAUUUGACCAUAAAGGCCUGAUUGGUUCAGUCUGCUCUGAACAGUUGAUGUAAAGGUGUGUCUGCUGUUAGAACUCUGUGUGGCAUUUAUCUGGGCUCUAAUCUGAGCUGCUGUUAACUUCAUAUUUCUGAGGCUGGUGACUUGAUGAACUUCUCCUCAGCAGCAGAGGUGACUCUUGGUCUUCCUUUCCUGAGGCGGUCCUCAUGUGAGCCAGUUUCGUCGUAGCACUUGAUGGUUUUUGCGACUGCGCUUGGCGAUACAUUCAGAGUUUUUGCAAUUUUUCGGACUAACUGACCUUCAGUUCUAAAAGUAAUGAUGGACUGUCGUUUCUGUUUACCUAGCUGAUUGGUUCUGGCCAUAAUAUGGAUUCUAACAGUUGUCAAACAGGGCUGUCAACCGUUUGUUCUUUCUUUGAGCAAGAAGUUGAAUAAAGUAAAAAAUCUGAACUC
Amphiprion ocellaris (clown anemonefish) is the source of this 2984-nucleotide messenger RNA. Its product is annotated as stonustoxin subunit alpha-like. Bases 289 to 1788 code for a protein of 499 amino acids. The record is from RefSeq and is a predicted model, not a curated record. Lineage: Eukaryota; Metazoa; Chordata; Actinopteri; Pomacentridae. The transcript has 3 exons.